Messenger RNA from Neocloeon triangulifer, 3974 nucleotides. RefSeq names its product phosphatidylinositol-binding clathrin assembly protein LAP (gene lap). Lineage: Eukaryota; Metazoa; Arthropoda; Insecta; Ephemeroptera; Baetidae. The coding region runs from base 209 to 2101 and encodes 630 amino acids. Gene Ontology annotation, biological process: synaptic vesicle budding from presynaptic endocytic zone membrane; clathrin coat assembly; clathrin-dependent endocytosis. The record is from RefSeq and is a predicted model, not a curated record. Gene Ontology annotation, molecular function: phosphatidylinositol-4,5-bisphosphate binding; clathrin heavy chain binding; SNARE binding. Gene Ontology annotation, cellular component: clathrin-coated pit; extrinsic component of presynaptic endocytic zone membrane; synaptic vesicle. The transcript is spliced from 16 exons.
CCAUUUUCGUCAGUGGUGCCCCGCUCGGUGGAAACAGCAGUUGUGCGAACGACGGUCCCGACAGAGGAGCAGAAGCAAACGUCGCUCUCUGUGCGUCCGCGGUCACUCCGGGGUGUCGAUUGAGAGUUAGUGGCCGAGCAAGGAAUACUUUUCGGGGCCCCGAGACCGGGCCCGUUUCCGAGUAGCUGCGAAUUUCGGCUCCGUAACCAUGGCCGGUGUGAAAAUGGCCGGACAGACAAUCAACGACAGGUUGCUGGCGGCGCGGCACAGCUUGGCCGGUCAGGGCCUCGCCAAGUCCGUGUGUAAAGCCACCACCGAGGAGAUGAUAGGACCCAAAAAGAAGCAUUUGGACUAUUUGAUCCACUGCACUAACGAGCCCAACGUGAGCAUCCCCCAACUAGCCAAUCUGCUGAUCGAGCGGUCGCAGAACACCAACUGGGUGGUGGUGUACAAAGCGCUCCUCACCGUGCACCACCUGCUCUGCUACGGCAAUGAGAGAUUUACCCAAUACCUGGCAUCCAGCAACAGCACCUUUCAACUCAGCAACUUCCUCGACAAAAGCGGGGUGCAAGGCGGGGCUCAAAUUGGAUACAACAUGUCUCCGUUUAUCAGGAGAUACGCAAAGUACCUUAACGAGAAGGCCCUCUCUUACCGAACCGUGGCUUUUGACUUCUGCAAAGUCAAGAGAGGGAAGGGCGACGGCACCCUGAGGACCAUGAACACUGACAAGCUGCUGAAGACGCUGCCCGUGCUGCAGGCCCAGUUGGACGGCCUGCUUGAAUUCGAUUGCUCAGCCAACGACCUGACUAACGGAGUCAUCAACAUGUGCUUCAUGCUUCUCUUCAGAGACUUGAUCCGUCUCUUUGCCUGCUACAACGACGGAAUAAUUAAUCUGCUUGAAAAGUACUUUGAUAUGAACAAGAAGCAGUGCAGAGACGCGCUCGACUUGUAUAAGAAAUUCCUUAUCAGAAUGGACCGGGUUGCCGAGUUCCUCAAAGUGGCCGAGAAUGUUGGCAUAGAUAAGGGUGAUAUUCCUGACCUCACAAAGGCUCCCAGCAGCUUACUGGACGCCUUGGAACAGCACCUUGCUGCGUUGGAAGGAAGGAAAGGAUCUGCAGCCAAUACUCCCACCCAGUCCGCAAGAACAAAUAUAACGUCUGGAGUUUCCGCCCUCUCCUCCACUAGUUCUGCAUUCGGGUCGGCCGCCAGAAAUGAGGCCACAGCUGCCCUGCAGUCCAACGGAGCCUUGGCUGCCAGUAUUGACGAGACCCUGAAAAGGCAGGCGUUAGCAGACGAGGAGGCUGCUCUCAAUGCCUACAAAUUUCCACAGGAAAAGUCGAGUCCAACCCAGAACAACAGUAGCACAAACCCGUUCCUCAGUUCGCCUACCAACUCUGGAGCUGCAGCGGUCGACUUCUUCUCAACGCCUGAUGCUGCAGCUGCACAGAGUAAAGCGUCAGACGAUCUUCUGCAGCUGAGUGGAAAUCCAUUCGCAGACAUGUUCGGAGGCGUGGGCGGAAAUCCCGCUCAACCGGCUGCCGCUGCCGCCCCUGCUAACAUGUGGGCCACCAACGGAUUCGCGGCUGCCUCUCCUCUCCCUGCAGCCACGGCUGCGGUAGGAUCAAACUUUGUCUCUGACAAGGCGUUCAGUUCUGUCUUUGGAGAUGCAAAUGAUAGCUCAGCCCAGCCUGCGCAGCCCGCUGCCUCUGGCACCGUUUUGACUGGAGACCUGGAGUCGAGCUUGGCCAGUUUAGCAGACAACCUCACCAUCAACAAAAGCCAGCCAGCCCAAAAGGGAAUGCAGUGGAACUCACCUAAAAAUACUGCCAAACCAGGUCAAAACUGGACACCGCAACCAAUGGCAGCCACCACAGGUGCCAAUUACCGACCAAUGGGCCAGGGCAUGCAACUUGUCCAACCUGCUCCGCAAGCCGUACCCUUCAACAUGUACCCUAGCCCCCAGGUCUACCCUGUGAUGCAGGGAAUGUGGGCCGGUGGAGUGCAACAGCCGAUGAUGGCGGCGCCAGGAGCCCAAAUCAUGCCUCCGGCUAUGCAGCCUCAACAACAGCAGUCCCAACCAGACCCCUUUGGUGCUCUUUAAGCUCCCCCAGAAUCUAGAAGUUCAACGGUGCAAUAUGAGAUGUACACUAGUUGGGAGAUAAAAAGCUAAACACAACAAACCACAAGCCGGAUCCUCAAUAAGCAUGAACUUUCCUUCUUAGUUACUAGCGGCGGGCGCCUCUCACAAAGUAAUAAUCGUCAGCCAAGAGUAAUAAGUGUGCGCCGCGGCCGCUGGCAAAUUGAUUAGUUUUGUAUGGGUGUCAUGUUUUUCUCACUCGGUCAAUGUGUGGGGGCAGAAUAAUAAUCAGUUUAAAAAUGUCCCGCUAUUGCCCAAAAAGAGAAUCGAUUUGCGCUUAAAAUAGAAUAUUAUUAGUUGAUUUAAAAAAUGCUUUGUGUAAAUAAUAUCAAAAUUCCGAGUAUUUGUUUGAAGUGGAGAAAUAGAGGGCUUGUUGAUCUCAGUUGUUCCAUUACUCUAGGUUACUAAUUGCACCAUUAUCCGUCAAACUCAAUUUAUGUAAACACCAUAUGCAUACUUCUGAUAUGAGAGAGAAAGAGCAACAGAGUAAAAGACAAAAAGAGUGGAGCUUGUGGAAGGUCAGGUUAAAAAAGAAUAUAUUGGGAUAAUAAAUUGUGUUACUCCACCAGAAAUAUAAAAACUUCAAAAGUACCGUUAAUGCUAAUAAUGCGAAAGUGUAGUUAGCUCAAGAGAGGCUGAACAAAUCCACGAGUGACUUUGAUGCAAAUGUUGAAUGUAGAACUUAGAAGUGUCUCUCUGCGAGCCAAUCAUAUAAACAAACGUUGAUGUACACGAGCAAAUGGAAGCUUGUAGCUUGUCCAUGAUAUUAAAUGGUUUUAGUCAACAGAGUUAUCUAUAAAAAAAACGUCAUGCUCGUGUCUAGUGGGAAAAAUGUUGUCAGCGUAUCACACCAAUUAUCUCGGAUAAAUAGAAAUUCAAAGCCACAGACUUAGACCAUUGUAAUCUAACUUUGGUGUUAAAUAGUCAAAAUAAUUAAAGCAAGCACCAAUUGUAAAAAAGAUAUAUAUCAUGACUUAUUUCUGGCGCAGGAGAAAUUUUUCUGAUUCUAAUUAAGGAAGAAAAUAUUAUAUAUUUGUGGGCAAGAAAUGUGUAUAAAUAAAAGCAUGUAUUGUAUUAUAAUCAUUCUGGAUUUGUGUAAUCUAAAUGAGAGCCAUACUGCGUUUAUGUGUAUAUUGCAAGAGGAAAAAGUAAUUUUAUGGCUUUGGUUCAAACCAGAGUGAUUGAGUUGAUCGGACUAUAUUAUUUGCUUACUCUUUGUGAUAAUGUCAAGGCUCUGUCUUGUUGAGUUUUGGAGCAGGGUUAAAUUUUUGACUUGCUUGUUUGGAAAACUUUGAAAUUUUGUUCGCUUUCGCUGGUUGAUGGCACUAUUGUGCUGACUACUCAAAGUCGAUUCGAGCAGUGAAUGGAGAGUUUUGUUAAUAGUUGGCGAGUCAGGCUAUUAAAUUCUGUUACAUUCCACUUAUUCUCCACUUGCAAAAUUAUUUAGUAGAAUAUGUAGUAUGUUGAAUCAAGUGGGUAAAUGAAUUGGAUGCCGAAGCAUUCAGUAACCUGCCGGUGAUUGAUUUUGCUGCAAUAAUUUCUUCAUCUUGUGCAUAUAGAUAAAAAUUAUUAUUUUUCCAGUUCUUUUGGAAAAUUUGUUUCAACUUCAUAUUAAUUUUAUUUAUUACAAAGUAAAUCCUGCUGGGUGUAUUAACAUUGAAUGAUGGAUAACAUAAAUCAAGCAGCCAUCAAUUUAUAUCAUCUACAAAACAAAGUAAUGCAUGAUUAAUUUAGCAAUUGCUUGCGGCGUUUCACAGCAUCCUGUAAAUUCAUAUUUAUGUUAAUUGAUUAUGUUAACUCGAAAGUUACACAAAUAAAAAAUAUUGUUGGAAAAGUA